CAACUAUAAUCGACAGCAGUUAGAGGUCUGUUUAACACAAUACUUUACACGCUUACAUUAGCUUAUCAUAUGUAAAAUUGACGCCUUUCCAUCAACACCCCUUGACAAGCUAAGCCUAGGUGAGGGCCUUUCCUUUUCGCCUCUCGAUUAAAAUUCGACGGUCUGAGGUUUCGUUCGUGGUGUUCUUCGCGGCCAAUGUAGUGAGUAACAGGUGGCUUAGAUGAUCAUGCAGUGUGUGUCAUACGGCAGUCCGCCGGUUAGCCAUCACCUCGAUCUCCCUGAUUCUCUCACCUUGUUUCUUGUGACACAAGAUGUCCUCCACCAUGGAGUAGAAAGAUUGAGUGCCAUGAGUAGAAGCGACCAUAAGUUGGUCAUACCUGAUGCGAUCUUGGUCACGGCGUGGAAUGUCCGCUGGGCCGCAGAAAAUAUUCUGAACAACAUCAGGAGUGGCACUCCUGGUGCCGACAAACGCCCUGACAGUCGACCGGAAGGGUUCCCGAGCAGGGUAUACAUAUUUUAGUCAAUAAUAAAAUACAGUGGUAAACAAAAUUUGUUUUCGUUAAUGAUGAUUAAUAUAAGUAUUUCUUUGGGCGAAAACACGUUCGUUCAUAAAAUUACGAAUAUUAUAACAAUAAUAGCUAAAACGAAUGCAAUACGGUCUACCUACCUACAUAAUAAAAUACCUAACUUACCUAAAAUAUACAAAAUUACAAAUAUUAGUAAAAUAUAUACUUUAGUUGUUGAUUCUAUUAUAGAGCUCCCGGUUUCAUCCACCAACAAAAGGUUUAGUUAUAGAAAAUAUAUGCGUGAAAGUAAACCGUUGAUAUUAAUGUUUAAAUAAAUUAACAUGAGAACAAAGUACAUUACUGAACCACAGUUAUUUGAUCAUGCAUUUAUUCACGGAAACGAAUACAUUUUUAAUUGGUAACAGAACACAGAAAUAUUAAUAGGUAGCAAUAUUUUUUACGAUAUGCAUAGGUAUAAGCCAUAAAGCAUGAAUGUAGACUUUUUUCCAGGUGAGAUGGGGGCAAAUGUAAUUUUAAAUUAUAUUUGCCUAGGAUAAUAGGGACGGGUGCAGUCAAUGUUAUAAGUAAUUGAAUGUAUAUCUGUUAGUAAAAAUUAACCAUUGCUAACGAAAAAACAAUUCUGAACGGAAUUCAGUUGAUAGUGUUGCUUUGUCAACAAUAUAUAUGUCAUAUUAUGGUAAAAUAAUUAUAUAGUUAAAUAAUUAAAUAAUAAAAAAAAUAAAUAUCUUUGUAAAACCAUAAGUUUCUUCGCUCCAUUCAAAAUCUAAAAUAAAUAACGAUUUUUGUUUAUAAAAUAAAUCUUCAACUAUAAUAUAUCAUUAAUACAUAGGUUUUAUUACAUAAUAUGAGUACGUAAGUAAUAAAUCGGAUAUUUAUAAACAUAUUUUUAGUUUUUUAUGAAUUUAACUUUAAUUACUUAUUAACAAAUUAUAAUACAAUUUUUAAUUUACGUGUAUAUUAUCCACUAAAUUGCAUUAGUACUUUUUAAUUAAUUGGUCUUUUUUUGAAUUUACUUUCUCACGAUGAACACUUAAUGUGGGAACAGACAAUCUGUACAAAUAUACUAUGCAUAUUUUUCAGUUCGGUGUUUUUAACAUCCGUGACUAUAGUUCGCAAAAUGUUUUUUUUCCGGAAAAAUAAAAUCCGGGUUUAUAAGGUUUCCGGUAAAAUAUAGCCCGAGUGUAUACAUUCCGGAAAUAUGUAAUCCUUACAAAUACGGUUUGAAAAUAAAAAUUCCGGAAGCCAAUAUUCCGUACAAAUACAAUUCGUGCAUUUACAUGCGUCCAGGUUUUCAGCUCGGAAAAAUUCCCACCUACCUGAAUUUUGGUACACACCUUUAUGACAUCGUUAUAAACAAUAUGUAAAAAGUCGACCUCGAUAUCAUGUACGCGUCAAAGGUUAUUCGAAGUCAAAGGUCAUAAGAAUGGCAUUUUUGAAUACCUCGCUUUUUAUUGGUCGUACAAUAAUAAUAUCGAAUCGCACUAGUGGUAUACGAAUUUUAACGUUUACCAUACGAAAUUACGAUAAUACAUAUUAUAUAUAACGAUAAUAAGAAUGCAUUCGUUUUACGCGCGAUCUACUAUGUAUACAUAUUAUUGUCGUUUGAAUGAUAGGCAGUUAACUGGAUGGUUGUGCGGUAACAUUUUGUACACAUAAACGAGGGGCGGCUAUUAAAUAACGAGACUUCUCGCCUAGAAGGUGCCCUAGAUGGGUAGUGAAAAAAACGAGUAAUGCGUUGGGUAUCUAGAUAUCUUAUCUAUGCACGUACCAAAACAUGUUUUCGUCACUAUUAUAGUAUUUGUGCAGUAGUGGUUUGAAACGAACGUGUUUUUUUCUCGUGCCGAAAACCAUGUGUGACGAAAAACAUGAGCAACGGAUAAACGUAAAAUUUUCUCGUUAAACUAAAAAAACCUCCAACUGAGUGCUAUAAGUUGUUAAAAGAGGCCUAUAGUGAGGAUUUCCUAUCUCGGGCGCGUGUUUUUGAGUGGCAUAAAUUAUUUUCUGAAGGUCGAGAGUGCACCGGAAUCCAAUUCAGUCGUAAUCCAAAUUCAAAACCGUUUUCUUCGAUAUCAACGGCAUCGUGAUCACUGAAUGGGUUCCAGAGGGUCAAACCAACAUUACUAUUUGACAGUUUUGGCAACAUUGCGCGAAUGAGUUCGUAAGAAACGGUCGAUAUUGUGGAAAAACAAGUCGUGGAUCUUGCACCAGGAUAAAGCGUGAAGCGUUAUUUGGCCGCUUAAGGCAUUCCAGUACUCGAACACGCGUCUUACUCACCCGACUUGGCACCCUGCGACUUUUACUUGUUUCCGAAGAUAAAGUCUGCCUUAAAAGGAAUCCGGUUUGAGUCGAUGGAAGAGAUGAAACAAAAAUCGGCGGAACUCCUGAAUGGUCUUACGAAAACAGACUUCCAGCACUGCCUCGAGCAAUGGAAGAAACGAAUGAAACGGUGUGUGGCGAGGGGAGGGGAGUAUAUUGAAGGGGAGUAUUUGAAUGUAGAAUAA
Messenger RNA from Cinara cedri, 3028 nucleotides. The record is from the annotation of a GenBank genome assembly. Lineage: Eukaryota; Metazoa; Arthropoda; Insecta; Hemiptera; Aphididae.